GCGUCUUUCUGCUUCUUCACGUUUCAAGAGAAAAAAACAUGGCUGAGUUUAUCAUCGACGAUCAGAAGCUGGAGGCCCUCAAGGGCAAGGUUGUCAUCGUAACAGGAGGAUCUUCCGGUAUUGGUUUAUCCACUGUUGACUUGCUUUUGUCGCUUGGCGCCUCGGUAGUCAGUGGCGAUGUGCAUCCUCCCCCGGAGGAGCACAAGGGAUCAUUUACUUUUGUCAAGACCGAUGUUUCGGUCUGGGGUGAUUUAAUUGCUCUUUUCAAGAAGGCUAAGGAGGUUUAUGGUCGUAUUGACCAUGUUUUCGCGAAUGCUGGUAUUGGACCGAGAACGGAUUACUUGGCCACUGAGGUCGAUGAGAAUGGUGACUUGAAGGAGCCUUCACACCAACUCCUUGACAUUAGCUUGAAGGGAGUCAUCAACACUUCGACACUAGCUAUCAACUAUCUGAGACAACAACCUGAGGGAGGUAGCAUUCUCAUCAGUGGCUCGACAACUGGUCUGCAACGCGUCAGAGCUGUGGAUUACUCCACCGCCAAACAUGGUGUCCUGGGCUGGGGACGCGGUCUCGUCCCCCUGCUCGCCGCUGCUCAACUUCCUAUCCGCGUUAAUACACUAGCACCUAGCUGGACAGACAGCAGUGUCUUGCCGUCGCUGAAGGCUCUUCUUGACGCCAUCAACGUUGAGCUUCAGCCCGCUUCUGUUGUCGCUCGUUGCGCCGCUUUCCUUAUGGCUGAUUCUUCAAAGAAUGGACAGCUUGUGCAUAUUGAGCGUGGCAAGUACGCUGAGAUUGAUGAGGCUGUUUUGUUGCCGACUUUUGGAAAGAUUAAGAGCGAUGAUUAUCCGUGGGAGGACGAUGUUUUGGACCGUCUCUCAAAGCUUGGUUAGAGUAUGUCGUGGUUGCUUUGGUUAUUGUAAAGCAUGUUGAAUCAAUUUAUUACACCGAAGGCGGCCACAGUUGCCAAGUAUGAAAAGUGAAUUAAGCUCAAGAAUCCUCAGAUCUUGCCUUGUUUCCGGUAUUCAUCCACACGAUUCAAGAUUUCUUGGCAAUCGCCCCAGAUUCUGCGCCGAUUCUGUAGUCCAAGCAAUGUUUUCCAGUUCUUCGACACCUCCACUUGAACACGUAGCCAGUCUGUUUCACCUUUGCUGAGUAGC
Messenger RNA from Fusarium odoratissimum NRRL 54006, 1157 nucleotides. RefSeq lists its product as uncharacterized. The transcript is spliced from 3 exons. Lineage: Eukaryota; Fungi; Ascomycota; Sordariomycetes; Hypocreales; Nectriaceae. The record is from RefSeq and is a predicted model, not a curated record. Bases 39 to 890 code for a protein of 283 amino acids.